Messenger RNA from Fusarium falciforme, 1215 nucleotides. RefSeq names its product F-box domain-containing protein. NCBI's taxonomy places the organism in Eukaryota, Fungi, Ascomycota, Sordariomycetes, Hypocreales, Nectriaceae. The transcript has 2 exons. Bases 1 to 1215 code for a protein of 404 amino acids. The record is from RefSeq and is a predicted model, not a curated record. Gene Ontology annotation, molecular function: protein binding.
AUGCACUCUCCCGACACUCUCCCUAUUGAAAUCAUCCUCGAGAUCUCCUCUUAUCUCUCCUUUAGUCAAAAGUCCAAGUUCAGCCGCACCUGUAAGCGCAUCAACGCCCUCAUCGAGCCCCAAAUAUGGACCGACAUUGAGCUGCAUGGGGAUGGCUAUCACGAGACCCGCGACCAGAUUAAAGAGCCGCAGCCUUUCAAGUCUCCCUCGGAUCGUGUAUAUAUUGUCUCUGCACCGUUCACCGUUAUCUCCACCGGUGACAAGGUCUGGGAUAUUCUGCCCUACUUUUCCAACCUCGAGGCCCUGGAGCUGUACGGCCGUUGGGAUAAGAUUGACCAAGUCACCCCUGAAGUCGAUCAUCCACCUCUCACCAAACUCCGCUUUGCAAAGUUGUUUGGGUAUAUUCCCCGGGCUGGAGCCAGAUGGGUCCUCCGCUCCGGCCCAACGCUGGAGCGCCUAGAGCUCGGGAUGCUGGACCGGCCACUCAUGACCCCACUGUAUCCUGACCGGGAUCCCGCACCCUUGCCAGAGGAGAAUCUCGCCGGUGACGACGAAUCAUCCGACUACGGGAGUUUGUCUGCGGAACACACUUUUCCUCGUCCUUUGGGUGGAUUUUUGCCUGAGGAGGGCAUAUCAAUGCCGAUCCUGCAACACCUUUAUCUGUGUUCGUCUGCUCACGUGGAGGAUGACCCUUGGGAAUCAUGGUCAGCAUGGUCAUCGCGUGCUGAAGAGGCAAGCUGUCAGGACUGGAUGGGCAUCCUCAUGGCCUCACGCCGGACGCUGCAGACACUGGUCCAAGAGCAUAAACCGACCCUCCCGGAUAUUGAGCUGGAUACCUGGUGCGAAUCAGAUUGCCUGAGAAAUUUUCACAAAAACAACGAUGGCGCUGUAAGCUCCAGGCUAGCUGAAGUGCUGGAAGCCGUCGGGGUGCACAAGGCUGAAGAGUUCCCUGAACUGACACGUGUCUACUUUUACGGCAUUAUUGUGAGCAAGAAUCUUGACAGCAGCCCUUCAGAGGAACGCCCAGUUGGACGGGUGAUGAAACGGCUGGGACAGCGUGGUGUCAGGUGUGAGGCUAGACGGGGCCAGUGGUCCAUAUUUGAGGAUCAUGGAUGGGUGGAUUGGGCGGAUUGGGAUGCGUGCAGCGACUCAAGCUCUAUUACUGAGCAUGCGGAUCCCCUUAUACUCUGGGAUGAGGUGAUAGCGAGUGUAUGA